AUCUUUGAUGAACUGUAUUUUGAUCCGGUAGCAGCAAACUGUUGUCAUCGGUGCUACUGCCCUUGCUUCUGCAACGACCCUCUACCCCUUCCUCCUGUCUGUGUGUGGACCAGCUGCUGCAGAGAAGCGACCAUGGCUCCUGGAAAUGAGAACAGAGUGUUUGUCGUCGGUGUGGGCAUGACAAAGUUUGACAAGCCUGGAGCCCGAGAAAACUGUGACUACCCUGACCUGGCCCAGGAAGCAGGUCAAAAGGCCUUAGCAGAUGCAGGAAUCCCAUAUUCUGCCAUCGAGCAAGCAUGUGUAGGAUAUGUCUAUGGUGAUUCUACAUGCGGGCAGAGGGCCAUUUAUCACAGCCUGGGCAUGACUGGUAUCCCCAUCAUCAAUGUCAACAAUAACUGCUCCACAGGAUCCACUGCUCUCUACAUGGCACGGCAGCUGAUCCGGGGAGGUCUUGCUGACUGUGUGCUGGCCCUUGGGUUUGAGAAAAUGGAGAGGGGUUCUUUGACUUUAAAGUUUAUGGACAGGGUCAAUCCCAUGGACAAGCACAUGCUGGUUCUGGACAACCGUUACGGGAUUACGGCAGCACCGGGAGCUCCACAGAUGUUUGGCAGUGCUGGCAGGGAGCACAUGGAGAAAUAUGGCACAAAACCAGAACACUUUGCUAAAAUUGCCUGGAAAAACCACAAGCAUUCUGUCAACAACCCGAAUUCCCAGUUCCAAGUGGAGUACAGUUUGGACCAAAUUCUAAACUCCAGACAGGUGUAUGAUUACCUUACCAUGCUUCAGUGUUGCCCAACAUCAGAUGGCGCUGGAGCAGCAGUUGUAGCCAGUGAGGCCUUUGUCAGAAAACACCAUCUGGAGAGCCAGGCAGUAGAGAUAUUGGCUCAAGAAAUGGCGACCGAUCUCCCCACCACAUUUAACGAAAACAGCUGCAUUAAGAUGGUAGGAUAUGACAUGUCUCAGUUGGCAGCUAACAGGUGUUAUGAGGCUGCAGGUCUGACACCCAGUGAUGUUGAUGUGAUUGAGUUGCACGAUUGCUUCUCACCGAAUGAGCUCAUCACAUAUGAGGCCCUGGGCCUGUGUGAACCAGGUAAAGCUGGCGAGCUGAUCGACAGGGGAGACAACACUUACGGAGGCAAGUUUGUGAUCAACCCCAGCGGUGGUCUCAUCUCUAAAGGACAUCCUCUGGGUGCCACAGGUUUGGCCCAGUGUGCGGAGCUCUGCUGGCAGCUGCGUGGGCAAGCUGAUAAGAGGCAGGUCCCAGGAGCUAAAGUGGCCUUGCAACACAACAUUGGCCUGGGAGGAGCUGUGGUCGUUGCUCUCUACAGGAUGGGAUUUCCACAGGAAUCCAGCUCCCACUUAGGUGUGACUCCCACCACGUUGGGCAGCACCCUGGAGGGUUUCAAGACUUACCCUGUCUUCAAAGAGAUUGAAAAAAAUUUACAGGAGGAAGGAGAGCAGCUUGUCAAGAAGAUUGGUGGAGUGUUUGCGUUUAAAGUGAUGGAUGGACCACAUGGGAACGAGGCGACUUGGGUCGUGGAUGUCAAAAAUGGCCAAGGUUGUGUUACCAAUGAUCCAGAUAAAGAGGCAGACUGCACCCUGACCAUUAGUGAUAAAGAUCUUCUGGAUUUGAUGACAGGAAAACUGCAACCAGAAACGGCGUUCUUAACAGGAGUGCUGAAGGUCACUGGAAACCUAAGCGUCGCUAUGAAGCUGCACAACCUCAAAAUUGCACCAGGCGGCGCCAAGCUGUGAGACCCAGGGUUGGUUAUUUGUCUUCUCAGCAACAAUUCAAGGGCAAACUAAACUCUUAAUUUUGCUAAUCAAUAAACUCACAUGGUACAUUCCCAAUGUGCUUUAAUUUUGGAGUCGUCUGUCAAGGUGUCAACACCAUAUUUCACUUUGAUAUCUGUGCCUGCUGUGAAUUACUAAGUGACAUUGUUGGAUGUAGAUGCAUCAUUUUUAAGCAACCAGUGACACUAAAUAUACAUCUACGGCUUAUGUAGAUUAACCACUCAUCCAUUAGUUAUUAUGAAAUGGCAUUAUUAGAAUAUACAUUUUUAUAUUGAUGUAUGCAGGGUGUGUAUCUGCUGAUGUUUUUUCAGUUCAUAUACAGUAACAAGGGCUGUUAUCAUUUUUAAACUUCUAUUUGUAAUUCUCAACUGUUUGUAAGUCCAUAUUGACAAUGUAAAUUGACUCUAAUCAGUAUAUCUUUGGGAAUUAAAUGAAUGCAAACAAAUGUUA
Molecule: messenger RNA, 2244 nt
Organism: Solea solea (common sole)
Lineage: Eukaryota; Metazoa; Chordata; Actinopteri; Pleuronectiformes; Soleidae
Gene: scp2a
Product: sterol carrier protein 2a
Exons: 16
Coding region: 133-1755 (540 amino acids)
Molecular function (GO): acyltransferase activity, transferring groups other than amino-acyl groups
Source: RefSeq, a predicted model, not a curated record